AUGUCUGUCGUUGCAGGUUGUCGCUUGCGUUGGCCCUCCACUGCUGAAGAGAUUGUGUCAAGGACUUCAGCAUUAAUCAAGUAUGCCCGUUCUAUGUAUGAUAAGGUGGCAGCAUCUGAAUCUACUUCUUUUGAGUCAGUUGUUUUGCCCAUGUCAUUAUUUGAAGCUGUCUAUUCCACGGAACGAAAUGCGUUAGACUUCCCACAGCACACACACCCUUCUUUGCAAAUGAGAGAUGCCAGCUGUGAUGCUACUCGCAAACUCUCCGAUGUAGAAGUGGAAUUAGAAAUGCGAAAGGAUGUAUUUGAAAAAUUUGUCUCAGUUCAAACAAAAAUGGAUUCAUCCUUCUCUGAUGAAUAUCGUCGUUAUGUAAAUAGGAAAGUUCAGUUGGGACGCAGAAAUGGUCUUCAUUUGGAUGAUAAUGCCAGAAAAGUGAUAGAAAGUUUGAGUAAGGAAGAAAGUCAAUUGUCUAUUGAUUUCAAUCGUAAUUUGAAUGAAGAAAAUACUUUUCUGGAGUUUACAGAUGAGGAAUUGACUGGAUGUCCCGCUGACUUCAUUGAGGGUUUAAAAAAGCUUCCAUCUGGCAAACGGGAAUUAACUCUCAAAUAUCCACACUUUUUCCCUACCAUGGAAAAAGCAACAAAUCCAGAGACAAGAAAGAAAUUAGAAAAUGCUUUCAACUCAAGGUGCAUUAAGGAGAAUACGCCGAUUUUAAAACGUUUGAUGGAACUACGUAAUGAACGUGCAACAAUCUUAGGCUUUCCUACACAUUCAGAUUUUAUGCUUGACUUACGUAUGGCUAAAACAGCAGCUAAUGUGGACAAAUUUCUAAAUAAUGUUGGUUCAAAGUUGGAGAACGCAAGACAGAAAGAAAGACAACGUAUGUUGGAGUUAAAGAAAGAAGAGUGUGAACGUUUAGGCUAUCCAUUUAAUAAUCGUAUUGAUCCAUGGGAUACGCGUUAUUAUAUGAAUAUGGUUAAAGAAAAAGAUUAUUCAGUUGAUGUAGAAGUCUUAAAGAAAUAUUUUCCCUUGACAACAAUAAAGUCUGGCAUCCUACGCCUCUAUCAACAUUUAUUAGGCCUGAAAUUUGAACGUGUUAACAAUCCUGAAGUAUGGCACGAAGAAGUAGAAAUGUAUUCAGUAAAGGAUUCUGAAACAGACAAUCUCUUAGGUUACUUUUACCUUGACUUACAUCCACGUGAAGGUAAAUACGGGCAUGCAGCUGUCUUCGAUUUACAACCGGGUUGUUGUAGACCAGUCGACUCACCAAAUAGUACUGCUGAAGGUGAAGGUGGUGGUCAGUUGCCAUUUGAACGUCAAGUUGCUAUAGCUGCAAUGGUGGCUAAUUUCACAGCACCUGACAAAAAAACUGGUGAAGGCUAUCUCCUGCAUGAUGAAGUAGAGACAUUCUUUCAUGAAUUUGGCCAUCUUAUGCAUCAUAUAUGUUCGUAUACAGAAACUGCUUUGUUUAGUGGGACAUCAGUGGAAACUGAUUUUGUUGAAUGUCCAUCACAAAUGUUAGAAAAUUGGGUAUGGAAUGCUGAUGGCUUGAAAGCAUUACUCGGGACUGAUGGUGAUCCAAUGCCUAAAGAUCUGUUGACCAAUUUAAUUAAUUCACGUAUAGCUAAUGCUGGCCUCUUUUAUUCUAGACAAAUUCUACUUGCAUCAUUUGAUCAAGCUAUUCAUACUACAAAAUGGAAAGAUGAUCCUUUGACGACGUUUAUUGGCUUAAGUAAAAAAUGGUUAGAUAUCGAACCUACACCAGGUACAUUUAUGCCUGCAUCAUUUGGACAUUUAGCCGGUGGAUAUGAUGCACGUUAUUAUGGUUACAUGUGGAGUGAAGUAUUCAGUGCUGAUAUGUUUGAAUCACGUUUUCGAUGUGCUGCAGACGGUGGUUGUUUAAGCCGUUCUGUUGGUAAAGAUUAUCGGGAGAAAAUUCUACGUCCUGGUGGUUCAAAAGAUGCAGUUGAUAUGUUGAAAGAUUUUCUUGGCCGUGAACCAAACGAUCGUGCUUUCUUCAGACUGCUGAAUAUUAAUGUGUAA
Molecule: messenger RNA, 2043 nt
Organism: Trichobilharzia regenti
Lineage: Eukaryota; Metazoa; Platyhelminthes; Trematoda; Strigeidida; Schistosomatidae
Source: the annotation of a GenBank genome assembly